AUGAGGGAAGAUCGAAAAGAAGCAGCACCCAUCUAUCAACUUCCUGAGGAAACCAGUCUCCAGCGAACAUCGGAGCUCAUUAAUUCCUUGAUCUCCUCCUCCUACUCCAUCCUCUCUUUCCCCGCCAAAUGGCAACUAAUCAGAGAUAAGCUUGAGCAGCUAAACUCCAACCUAACAGCCGUAGCUGAUGGCAACUUUUCGAGCGCCAAUUCAGCACUCACUGCAUUCUUGGAGUCGAUGGUAACAGUCCUCAAUGACAUUCAGAUGCUUACUGAUCAAUGUAGUGAUGAAAGUUACAGCAGGGGAAAGCUCCACAUGCGGAGCAAUCUUGAUGCCGUCUCCUCUAGACUCGAGCUCCACGUCAAGCAUCUCACACAAAUAUGUGCUUCUGCAAUUCUCUCACAAUCCCAAGCCAUUGUUCCAACGAGGCCUGCCGUUGGUGCAAGCCGAGAGGACAUGAGAUUCUACAUGAAGGAUCUCUUCUCAAGACUAAGGAUUGGAGAUUUGGAUAUGAGAGCUCAAGCCCUGGCCAUCCUUAACGAGAUACUUCCUCAGGAUGAGAAAUAUGUGAGGAUAGCGGUGCUUGAAACAGCUGACAGUAUUAGUCUUCUGGUGCACUUUCUUGAAUUUGGUGAUGUGGGUAUUCAAGAGAAGGCUGCGAGGGCUGUCUCAGUAAUUGCCAGCUUUGACUCAUACAAAGGAGCUCUUGUUACAGGCGGUGUCAUUGCGCCAUUGAUCCGGGCAUUGGAGAUGGGAAAUGAAGCGGGAAAAGAGGGGGCUGCUCGAGCUCUGAGGAAACUUACGGAGAAUUCUGACAACGUGUGGUCAGUCUCUGCUCAUGGAGGUGUUACAGUGCUGCUCAAGCUCUGUGAUAAUGCUGAUAGCAGCAGCGAGUUGAUUGGUUUGGCUUGUAAUACACUAAGGAACCUUAGCAGUGUCGAGGAGAUUAAAAAGUUCAUGGUGGAACAAGGAGCAGUUUCAGUGUUCACAAAGCUUCUGAAAUCAAAGGAAGAAGUAGUCCAGAUUCAUGUAAUGGAAUUGCUGUAUGCAAUGGUUUUGGAGGAUGACAGCCUUAGGCAUAUGGUGGUUGGAGAAGGGGUCAUUGAGUCACUCGCGAAGUUAUUGGAUCCCAACUCUCCCUACUCAAUGAAGGCAAGAGAGGUUGCUGUCCGGGCUAUUGAGUUGUUCUGUUUCACCUCAACAAGUUUGAUCAAAGCUUUGAUGGGUUGUGGUUUCCUCGAUCAGGUUCUCUUUCUUCUGAAGAAUGGUGAGAUAUCUACUCAGGAAUCUGGCCUCAAGGUUGUUUCUCACCUUUGCGAGACAUCUGAGGAGACCAAGAAGGUGAUGGGUGAUGCUGGAUUUAUGACAGAGCUUGUAAAGUUGCUAGAAGCUAAAUCUUUUGAAGUCAGAGAACUGGCAGCUGGGUUACUCUGCAGCAUGGUUCCAAUUCAACGAAACCGCAGAAGAUUCAUUCAAGAUGACCACAAUGUGAACCAAAUCAUGAGGUUGCUCAAUCCAGAUGAGGAGAAAUCAGUAACAAAGAAGCUGCUGCUCUCAGUCCUGAUCUCGCUAGCAGAUAGCAGCAAUGGAAGGAGAAAGAUUUUGGCAUCUGGGUAUGUGAACCACUUGGAGAAACUAGCAAAAGCUGAUGUUUUGGAAGCAAAGAAAAUCAUUAAGAAGCUCUCUGGGAACAGAUUUCAUAGCAUCCUAAGUAAAAUCUGGAGUAAGUGA
This is a messenger RNA of Phoenix dactylifera (date palm), 1731 nucleotides long. RefSeq lists its product as uncharacterized. NCBI's taxonomy places the organism in Eukaryota, Viridiplantae, Streptophyta, Magnoliopsida, Arecales, Arecaceae. Gene Ontology annotation, molecular function: protein binding. The record is from RefSeq and is a predicted model, not a curated record.